Columba livia (rock pigeon) is the source of this 3563-nucleotide messenger RNA. RefSeq names its product RAB9B, member RAS oncogene family (gene RAB9B). Lineage: Eukaryota; Metazoa; Chordata; Aves; Columbiformes; Columbidae. Gene Ontology annotation, cellular component: lysosome; late endosome; phagocytic vesicle. The record is from RefSeq and is a predicted model, not a curated record. Gene Ontology annotation, biological process: retrograde transport, endosome to Golgi; Rab protein signal transduction. Gene Ontology annotation, molecular function: GTP binding; GTPase activity. The coding region runs from base 209 to 814 and encodes 201 amino acids. The transcript has 3 exons.
GGGGCGGGGAGGGGCCUCUCGCGGCCGCCGCCGCCAGGGCGCGUGCGCUGCGCCGGCGCGGGCCGAGGCGGCACCUGCGGGCAGGUGGGCGGCGGCGCGGAGGGAGUGACUGUUAUGCUGGAGGAAGGUGUGUUCCCUGGACAGUCCUGGAGACAGAAGCACUAAUUUCUAGAGCAGAUUGCCUUGGUACUGCACCUGUCCUGCUGCAAUGAGUGGGAAGUCCUUGCUCUUAAAGGUCAUUCUCCUUGGGGAUGGUGGAGUUGGGAAGAGUUCCCUCAUGAACCGGUACGUCACCAACAAGUUUGACUCGCAGGCGUUUCACACGAUCGGCGUGGAGUUCUUAAACCGGGACCUGGAGGUGGAUGGACGUUUCGUGACCCUCCAGAUUUGGGACACUGCAGGACAGGAGAGAUUCAAGAGCCUGCGAACACCCUUUUACAGGGGAGCGGACUGCUGCCUGCUGACCUUCAGCGUGGAUGACCGGCAGAGCUUUGAGAACCUCAGUAACUGGCAGAAGGAGUUCAUCCAUUAUGCUGACGUGAAGGACCCUGAACACUUCCCAUUCGUAGUCCUGGGCAACAAGAUUGACAAACUUGAGAGACAAGUGAGCACGGAGGAGGCCCAGACCUGGUGCAUUGAAAAUGGUAACUAUCCGUACCUGGAGACUAGUGCCAAGGAUGACACCAAUGUGGCCGUGGCCUUCGAGGAGGCCGUGCGACAGGUGCUGGCAGUAGAGGAGCAGCUGGAGCACUGCAUGCUGGGCCACACCAUUGACCUGCACUCCAGCUCCAAAUCGGGGUCUUCAUGCUGUUAAGAGUGGCUUCUGCUUUGGGAAUGUCACUCGAGCUGGCAGCUGCAUCUGAACAAGCAUGGGCAGCUCUGGGGCUUUCUGAGGAGUGACCACGAGGACAAUAGGUGCUUUGCUCACCUGGGGAAUUGCAGCUGCACCAUCUGAAUUCUGGCUGGAGUUUUUGGGCACAGAGCAUGUACCUGCAGGAGGGAGCUGUUAAAAGAGCACGUGAGCAUAGUCCUGCUUCCAUCUCUGCCUGUUUUAGCAGGUUUAAAGGACUAGGUUAAAGUCCUUUAAAUUCUCUAAAGACAGUAGUGAUCUAAUCUGUACCAAGAACUGCCUGCAGAACAAAGUUGAGAGUGCUCUAGACAUUCUUUGGAGUAUUUUAGUCCUGAACUCAAAAAAAAUAUACUAGACCCACUAAACUCAUGACCUUACUGCCAAAGGAAAGUCUGCCCAGCAUACUGAACAAAACCUGUUGUAGAGACUUUAGCCCAUGCGACUGUGAGAAUGCUAAAUACCUGAGUGGCUGAGAUGUACGUAUCUGUUGUUUGGGAUAAGUGCACUGUUCCCUGAGACUGAGUGGUGCUGAGAAUUGUUAGAGCUCUGACCUGAAGCAACAUAUGAAGGAGGGAUGGACCACUGUUUGAAUGUGGCAGCAUCACUUCUCUGUAGCUGCCUGUCUCUGGUCUGGUUUUCUAACUUCAUCUUGUAUGAGUGUUACUGUGUGGAGGGACUGUCUGCUUCUUGUUUAGUAUGUUUCCUUGUCUCUUGUGGAGGCUCAACACUGAAUCUCACUCAUACUUUGAAGACCUGGAUGGAAACUAUUAUAUGGACACUUGCUGGGCCCUGUCAAAGGGUUUAGGGUUACUCAGGAUUUCAGGAGAUCUGGAGCAUGGAGCUUCAGCUUGUUUCUGUCACAAGUAAUUGCCAUGUCCAGAUGAUGUGCUCCAGCAGACCAGAUGGUAGGUUGGUGGGAUGUCUCCCAGGUGUGCGUGUGGCUAGAGGAGUCACACGUGGUCAGCUGUUAAAUCCACUCAGUUUGCGAGGCUGGUGACCACUGUGCUUCAUUAGCUGGCGGAUCAGUGUCUUCAGUUGCUUCAGCAGUGACGUUCCCGUCUGGAUGCUGCAAGAUAGAACCAUUCCCAUUAUUCCCUGUUGUGUCAGCUGCAGUGCUGCUGAACACAGUUGGCUCAUGCCAUUGUCCUGGUCCUUACUGCCUGAUGGGGAAUGUGGUACGUUUUACCUGUAAUUCACAUGACAGGUUUUACUGGUAGAGGGUGUCCACUCAAUUAACUGGCCUUUGUUAAUGACAGCUGUGCUCAGUCCACUGGGGAGAGAGCCCCACUGGUUCCACCUCUGCUCAAAGUGGCUGAAAAAUGGCAUUGAAGGGGGCAAGGAACCUUCCAGAAAAGGACACAAGGCUUUGCUGAUCCCAGCCCCCUGCUAGGUGUUCGUCCCAAGCUAUCUGCGUAGCAAAGAGAAGAGUGCUUGCUCACUGCUGUCUUUACCAUUAUAACCUCAUGUCCUGCAACCUCCCGUGCAAGCGUUUGUCCAAAACGAUGACUUUGCCCAUCAGCACACAGGAGCCUGCCGCGGGGAGAGCUUCCCUGGGUACGUAUCCGCUAGCUGCUGCAUGCCAUUCCCACUGUGAUGGGCUACUGGAUGGUCAAUUCCGUAGCUCAAAUUGAGCAGCCUCACGCUGCGCUGUAGAGCAGGGCGCUCUCUGCCCUCGUGCUGGCUGGCAGCAGCUGAUCCCCGUUGCCAAGCAGGCUCUGAGCACGCAGGGAGUCUCCUGGGGGACCUCAGGGUGAUCCUGUCCUCUGCAGGGCAGCCGUGUGUGGAAGGGACUGAAGCUUUAAUGCAAAGUGCUUUAGAGGGGUCUGAUUUCCAGACAGGGCUGAAGACUCAUGUUCACAGGGGUAGAUAGGGAGUGCUCGCAGUCUCUGGAAAACCAGGUCCCUUGAGGUGUAAGAGAAAGCUGUGCCUCUGUAGGUGCAAUAGAUUUUUACAGGAUAUUAUUGUUACUGUUUUUCGAUGUCUGACCUCCCCAGGACUCUAGAUUUUUCUUCAGUUUAAUAUUGCUUGAUAUUUCAAGAUCCCAGAUGCUGUGACCCGUGUUCUGAUUUACGUCUCCAAACAGACACGUUUCCCCGGACCUGGUUUGUGCAGAAGCCCAGAGUCAGAACAGGCCCAGGCCCUUGUGAGCUGCGCAGCCCUGUCAGAGGGCAGCAAAACUGCUGCUUGCCCAGCGUGGAUCUCAUGGGAUCUGUGUGCGAACUGGUACGUCCUGUGGGGGCGGGCAGAGGCUGAACAAGCCACGGUGUAGGAGUCAGGGAUGCAGCACGCUGUUCACGGUACCCCGGGUGUGUGUUGAUGCUGAUAGCUGAAGCUUGGUGUCAUUGUGCACAGGCUGUGCAGACAGUGUAUAUUGCCAGGGGGUGUUACAGAGCAUCUUUCAUUCCUAACAGACAUCGGUUCAUUGACUUUUUUUUAAGAAAAACCUAUUUUGUUAGGCUUGUGUGUUUCAAAAAUCCAUUAACAAAGUAUAGUAUAAUAUAUUUAAAUUGUUUAAUUUAUUGUAAAUGAUACGCACAAUUUCCAAAGGAAUCAGGAUUUUCAGCUCUUUGUUGCAAAGUUCCAUGCGAACAGCCAUCCCUUACUUGUGUCCACUCAUGCUGCUGCGGUUGUUGCUAUUGCUACAGAACUAGCAUUGUAAAACCAAGAUUCUACCUUUGUUUAAGCAAAUAAAACAUGGAUGUAUUCACCUGAA